Molecule: messenger RNA, 8191 nt
Organism: Nycticebus coucang (slow loris)
Lineage: Eukaryota; Metazoa; Chordata; Mammalia; Primates; Lorisidae
Gene: MYO6
Product: myosin VI
Exons: 36
Coding region: 237-4121 (1294 amino acids)
Biological process (GO): inner ear auditory receptor cell differentiation; vesicle transport along actin filament; inner ear morphogenesis
Cellular component (GO): cytoplasm; endocytic vesicle; ruffle
Molecular function (GO): microfilament motor activity; actin filament binding; ATP binding
Source: RefSeq, a predicted model, not a curated record
GGACUCGGCGGGGCGCCGGCCGGCGGGCGGAGACGGACCCGGGCGCUGUCCGAGCAGGAAGCCAGGAGCAGCCCGGCGCCGUCGCCGCCCGCCCGGUGCCCGUCCGCGUCGUCGCCCUCUUCUCUCGCCCUCUCGCGUCUCGCCCCUCCCUCCGGCCUCACCGGCGACAGGUAGCCCCGCCGCCGCGCACCUGCCUUCGCUCCCGCCCCGGAGACAGUGGAUAGCCCCCUUCAAACAUGGAGGAUGGAAAGCCCGUUUGGGCACCACACCCCACAGAUGGGUUCCAGAUGGGUAACAUUGUGGACAUUGGCCCUGACAGCUUAACAAUCGAACCUUUGAACCAGAAAGGCAAGACGUUUUUGGCUCUCAUAAACCAAGUGUUCCCUGCAGAAGAGGACAGUAAAAAAGAUGUGGAAGAUAAUUGUUCAUUAAUGUAUUUAAAUGAAGCCACACUUCUUCAUAAUAUCAAAGUUCGAUAUAGUAAAGACAGAAUUUAUACAUAUGUCGCCAACAUUCUGAUUGCAGUGAACCCAUAUUUUGACAUACCUAAAAUAUAUUCCUCAGAAACAAUAAAGUCAUAUCAAGGAAAAUCACUUGGGACAAGGCCACCUCAUGUCUUUGCCAUUGCUGAUAAGGCUUUUCGAGACAUGAAGGUGCUCAAGAUGAGUCAGUCUAUCAUUGUAUCCGGAGAGUCAGGAGCUGGUAAAACAGAAAAUACAAAAUUUGUUCUAAGAUACCUGACUGAAUCCUAUGGAACAGGUCAAGAUAUCGAUGAUAGAAUUGUUGAAGCUAACCCACUCUUAGAAGCCUUUGGAAAUGCAAAAACUGUUCGUAACAAUAAUAGCAGUCGAUUUGGAAAAUUUGUAGAAAUACAUUUCAAUGAAAAGAGUUCAGUUGUUGGAGGAUUUGUUUCACAUUAUCUUCUGGAGAAAUCUAGGAUUUGUGUUCAAGGCAAAGAAGAAAGGAAUUAUCAUAUCUUUUAUAGGUUAUGUGCUGGUGCUUCUGAAGAUAUUAGGGAAAAACUUCAUUUGAGCUCCCCAGAUAAUUUUCGGUAUUUAAACCGAGGCUGCACUAGAUACUUUGCUAACAAAGAAACCGACAAGCAGAUUUUACAGAACCGCAAAAGUCCUGAGUAUCUUAAGGCAGGUUCCUUGAAAGAUCCUCUGUUAGAUGACCAUGGAGAUUUUAUCAGAAUGUGCACAGCCAUGAGGAAGAUUGGUUUGGAUGAUGAAGAAAAGCUUGAUCUCUUCCGGGUGGUAGCUGGUGUCCUGCACCUUGGAAAUAUUGAUUUUGAGGAAGCCGGCAGCACUUCAGGUGGUUGCAAUCUGAAGAAUAAAUCUACUCAGUCUUUGGAAUACUGUGCUGAGUUACUGGGUUUGGACCAAGAUGAUCUCCGAGUGAGUUUAACCACACGAGUCAUGCUAACGACAGCAGGGGGCACCAAGGGCACUGUCAUAAAGGUGCCUCUGAAAGUGGAACAGGCAAACAACGCCCGUGAUGCCCUGGCCAAGACGGUCUACAGCCAUCUUUUUGAUCAUGUGGUAAACAGGGUAAAUCAGUGUUUUCCUUUUGAAACAUCAUCCUAUUUUAUUGGAGUCCUAGAUAUUGCUGGUUUUGAAUACUUUGAGCAUAAUAGUUUUGAACAAUUUUGCAUCAACUAUUGCAAUGAAAAACUUCAGCAAUUUUUUAACGAAAGGAUUUUGAAGGAGGAGCAAGAACUUUAUCAGAAAGAAGGUUUGGGUGUUAAUGAAGUGCAUUAUGUGGAUAAUCAGGACUGUAUUGAUUUAAUUGAAGCAAAAUUAGUGGGAAUACUGGAUAUUUUGGAUGAAGAAAAUCGUCUUCCCCAGCCGAGCGAUCAGCACUUCACAUCUGCCGUUCACCAGAAGCACAAGGAGCAUUUCCGCCUCACUAUUCCAAGAAAAUCUAAGCUGGCCGUUCACAGGAACCUCAGAGAUGACGAAGGCUUCAUCAUCAGGCAUUUCGCAGGGGCAGUGUGCUAUGAGACUACCCAGUUUGUGGAGAAAAAUAAUGAUGCUUUACACAUGUCUCUUGAAUCCUUAAUAUGUGAAUCCAGGGAUAAGUUUGUACGGGAAUUGUUUGAAUCAUCCACAAAUAACAACAAAGAUACUAAACAAAAAGCAGGGAAACUUAGCUUCAUCAGCGUGGGAAACAAGUUUAAGACACAGUUAAAUUUGCUUCUGGAUAAACUUCGAAGUACUGGAGCAAGCUUUAUUCGUUGCAUCAAACCUAACUUAAAGAUGACAAGCCACCACUUUGAAGGUGCUCAAAUUCUGUCUCAACUUCAAUGUUCAGGUAUGGUGUCUGUUUUGGACUUGAUGCAAGGCGGUUUUCCAUCCCGAGCUUCCUUUCAUGAGCUCUACAACAUGUAUAAAAAGUAUUUGCCAGACAAACUUGCAAGACUGGAUCCAAGGCUAUUUUGUAAGGCUCUUUUUAAAGCUUUGGGAUUAAAUGAAAUUGACUACAAAUUUGGCUUAACAAAAGUGUUUUUUAGACCUGGCAAGUUUGCAGAAUUUGACCAGAUUAUGAAGUCUGACCCUGACCACUUGGCAGAGCUGGUUAAGAGAGUCAAUCACUGGCUCGUCUGCAGCCGCUGGAAGAAGGUGCAGUGGUGUUCUCUCUCCGUCAUCAAAUUGAAAAACAAAAUAAAAUAUCGAGCUGAAGCCUGCAUUAAAAUGCAAAAAACUAUUCGAAUGUGGCUUUGCAAAAGGAGACACAAACCUCGCAUUGAUGGCCUGGUGAAGGUGGGCACCCUGAAAAAGAGACUUGACAAGUUUAAUGAAGUUGUAAGUGCGUUGAAAGACGGAAAACCAGAGAUGAAUAAGCAGAUCAAGAAUCUUGAAAUUUCUAUCGAUACUUUGAUGGCCAAAAUUAAGUCCACUAUGAUGACCAGGGAGCAGAUACAGAGAGAAUACGACGCGCUGGUCAGAAGCUCUGAGGAUCUGCUCAGUGCGUUACAGAAAAAGAAGCAGCAGGAAGAGGAAGCAGAAAGGCUGAGACGCAUCCAGGAGGAAAUGGAGAGAGAAAGGAAGAGGCGGGAAGCAGACGAGCAGCGCCGGCGGCUGGAGGAGGAGGAGAGGCGGAUGAAACUUGAGAUGGAAGCAAAGAGGAAACAAGAAGAAGAAGAGAGAAAGAAAAGGGAAGAUGAUGAAAAGCGCAUUCAGGCUGAAGUGGAGGCCCAGCUGGCCAGACAGCGGGAGGAGGAGUCCCAGCAGCAGGCGGUUCUGGAGCAGGAGCGGAGGGACCGCGAGCUGGCUCUGAGGAUCGCCCAGAGUGAGGCUGAGCUCAUCAGUGACGAGGCCCAAGCUGACCCGGCGCUCCGCAGCUUGGAGUCCCACCCAGUGACAUCUACAAAUGAUGGAACAAGACCCCAAAUGACGCCGGAACAAAUGGCCAAGGAAAUGUCAGAAUUGUUGAGUAGAGGUCCUGCCGUACAAGCCACCAAGGCAGCUGCUGGAACCAAGAAACACGAUCUUAGUAAAUGGAAAUAUGCAGAACUCCGUGAUACCAUCAACACUUCCUGUGAUAUUGAGCUCCUGGCAGCUUGCAGAGAAGAAUUCCAUAGGAGACUAAAAGUGUAUCAUGCUUGGAAAUCCAAGAACAAGAAGAGAAAUACUGAAACAGAGCAACGUGCUCCAAAGUCUGUGACUGAUUAUGAUUUUGCACCAUUUUUGAACAAUUCACCUCAGCAGAACCCAGUGGCUCAGCUCCCUGCCCGGCAGCAGGAGGUCGAGAUGAGCCGGCAGCAGCGCUUCUUCCGCAUCCCCUUCAUCCGCCCGGCCGACCAGUACAAGGACCCGCAGAGCAAGAAGAAGGGCUGGUGGUACGCACACUUCGACGGGCCCUGGAUCGCGCGGCAGAUGGAGCUGCACCCCGACAAGCCGCCCAUCCUGCUUGUGGCUGGCAAGGAUGACAUGGAGAUGUGCGAGCUCAAUCUGGAGGAGACGGGCCUGACUCGGAAGCGUGGCGCCGAGAUCCUGCCCCGACAGUUUGAGGAGAUGUGGGAGCGCUGCGGGGGCCUGCGGUACCUGCAGAGCGCGGUGGAGAGCAGGCAGGCGCGGCCCACCUACGCCACGGCCAUGCUGCAGAGCCUGCUCAAGUAGAGGGCUGCAGAGCUGGGCAGGGGGUAGGGGCCACCAGGGGGUGAACCGUCCGUCAUCAUGCUAGAGUUGCUUCUAUAAAGUGACCAGAGUUUGUUAAUCGUGGCUUUUUGUAGAUUUGUUGAAGGUUAAUCAUGGCAGUGAAUUUGGAACCUAAAACUUACUUUUCCCCUUACCCAGCUGUAACUCUGAAACCUUCAUAUUUGUUUCACUUGGACAGAUUCUGACAUCUCCUUAUCCUUUGCCGACAGACUACCUUACAUCUAUCAGAAUUGUUCCCUAGGAAAAGAGUUUUUUUAAAAAAAUACAAAAUACUUGCUUUCUAAAUAUGGCCUAGUACCAUCAAACUGGAGUAAUGAGACAUUAGUUAAGAUUUCUUACAAGAAUUAGGGUACUUAAAAUGAUUCAGGCACUGAUGCUUUGUUCUGAAAAGUGGUGCCUUUUCUUUACUUUUGGUAGAAAUUCAUAGAAAUUUCCAUCAGAAGUGGAAAUUCUGAUUUUUUUUCUCCUUUGCAGUGUGUCUUACUCUGAGUGGAGCAAUUCUUUCUAAGUUCAGGAGUUCUAGAAAGAGCCUUUAUGUAUUUGAUGGACUCUGUGAUAAAGAAGGUACUGAUCGUAUCCCGCACAGAUUUGUUUCAUGCUAUCCAAAUAUUCCUUUUACAUUCCAUGGACAAAUAAAGGAAAUUCAGGUCAUUUAAAUGCCUGAAAGUUUUGAGAUAAGUUUUAUUUAAUUUAGAAAAGGAAAUGGGUUUUAGGUGCACCAUGGUUUAAACUGGACUGAAUUCAACUGUUCUUUCAGCUUCAUCUCAAGUUAUGAUUUUUGUAUCAGAAUAUUGUCCAAGUUGUUUAAUAGGAUUUAAAGUAGAAUUAUGUUUCAAAUAUCUUUCUUUUUUUUUUUUUAAUUCCUAAUGUCUUUUUGGUCUUUGAGAUUUUGGUAAUCAAAGGGCUGUUUCAUAUGCUUUGUAAUUCAAAAGCCCUUGUGUUUAGUAAUUGCUUGUUUUAUGUAACUCUGUGUGUUGUUCUGAUCAAAUAUCAGCAGUUUGAAGCCUAAUAUUUAUGACUUUCGUAUUAGGAAUUUGGAGACAAGAAAUACAUCAAACAGUUAUGUUGACAUAAUCCUAAAGAGUCUUGUUUGUAUACUAGAAUAAAAUUAGAAAAUGAAAUGAUUCUCUGCACCUUUUCCUCCAGUUUUUAGAGACCUUAACCUUUGAAAUGAAAUUCCAGUGAUUUUUUUUUUUUUUUUCUAGAAAGAUUACCUCAGUUUGGAAAAUAUUUCCCAGCUGACUAGGUUAGUGUUUGAGAGCACAGACACUGUUUUCAGAAUUGCUUCUCUCAUACUGUGUGUCUUAAUACAGAAAUAUUUAUUUAUUAUACUACUGUGCAAAUGAUUGUCUUGUGUUAAAGUAAUUAAAAUGCUAUUAAUUGAGAAUGUGAAUGUGAUCACCUUUUGGAGGAUGUAUUACUCCACACACACCCCCUGCUGGGCCCUUCGAUUGAUGACAGAAGGUUUAGUUACUGAAAUAAAAGACCUGCUCUCUCUCUUCCAUCUCUGGCCUUUAGUUGGUGUUUUUAUUUGUAUAGGAUAUGGAAGGAUAAACUUUGUUUACCUUGGUUUAGUAACAAGAAAAGUUAUUAAACAAAAUUUAGUAACCAAAUGGAUUUUUAAUGACUUGUCCUUUAGUACUGUUUCCAGAAAUAGUUUUCUGUAUCUUUUAGAUAUGUCUAUAGGCACCAGAUAGAAAAUUAAUGAGAGUUUAAAAUUAUUAAGUUGAAAGAACUUGACAUUGUAAAGAAUUUGUAAGAAAUACAUCACCACAAAAAAUUGUUGUAAGUCUCUUCGUUUUUGACUCCAAUGGUUAAUAAAAUUAGUUAAUCUUUUUUUUUUUUUUUUGUGGUUUUUGGCCGGGGCUGGGUCCGAACCCGCCACCUCCGGCAUAUGGGACCGGCGCCCCACUCCUUGAGCCACAGGCGCCGCCCUAAAAUUAGUUAAUCUUAAGCCAUUUUAUUUCUAAUUAUGUCACACACUUGUCCUAGAACUUAUCUAUUUAAAAUAGUCUCCUGGGUUAAUUCUGCAUACUGGGAGAGCUGCCCUAAUUCUGACAGACUUGAGUUAACCUAGAUACAAGAGAUGUACGUCCACAUAGACGCCCUUUGCUGGCGGAACUUCGCAGCCUGUCACCCUCUUAAGGGAGAUAGCAGAAACGCUGUUCUGAAAGAUGUCAGUGCAGCUGCUUUACCGUGUUCAUGAGCAGACUCAGACAUCCUAGGUGAACAGCGUAGGAAUAAAAAGUGAAGUAAUUCAUAUUUUAAUUGGUCAUUUUAAUUGAGACUUAAAAUUAGAAGUUUAAGUCGUCCUGUCCAGUCUCUUCCAUAGUGGAUGCUUUGCAAAGGUGGGCACUGGUAGAAUAUUAAAAGUAAGAGGACAAAGAGUUUUCACAUUCAGUGAUAAUGUGAUUCCUAAUUGUGCUAACACAGUGUCAGUGUGUAUUAUGAGCUGUGGGAACUCACUGAGUAAAGGAAAAUUCUCUAAUCCACGUAUGUUGGGAGAAUACUGAGUUUACUUAGAUGUGAAAUUGAGGAGAUGGCAUGUUCUCAGACGCUUACACAAGGAAGAAAUGAACUCAUGCACACAGGAUCACAGGCCCACUCAGGAUGUUCUAUUGCUACCUUUUGCUUCUAUUAAUUUUUAUAGGCCAUUCUUUCUAGUAACGUAUUGAAUCCCUUUGUUUUUCAAGCAACCAAGAAAAGAUCAUCUUAAGUAGAAUUUAGGUGGUGUUCAUGGAAGCUUGGGGAAUAGAAACCCACAGGCAAGAAUAAUAAUGAGUAUUUAUUAUCUGUAGAGCUUUGUUAAUUGGAUAUUAAAAAUAAGAUAUCUUCAUUCACAGGUUAUUACUGUGGUUCUCAGGGAACCCCAAAACAUACAGAUCUUUUAUUUUUUUCUUUUUUAUCUGAAGUAGUUUAGUUGAAGAGUACUUGGAUCAGCGGAAUAAAUAUUCAUUGAAUUGGUGAGCCACUUAAUACGAUGUUAGUGAGAGACCUUUUGUGGAUCAGAGAGGUCAGGUGAUUCAGUUCUAGACUGUGAGAAAGAUAGACAUGCCUUUGCUCCAAUUACACAUAUGUGGCAGAAAGCAUCAUAACAAGCAAACAUGGUUUUCUAGCCCCUGGAGGACUUAAAACAGUUGCUCCACCACCAUUUCCACAUCUUCUGAAGGGAAGACGGUUCGUGCCUAUCAGGCCUAUCGGCGCCAGUAAUGACAAGUAGCGAGAGUUUCACAAAGUCUCCUAGAAGGUAAAUGGACGAGUGGGGAGGAGAGAGUGGAGGAUAUCUGAAAACGAGAAUGGGCACAGAUUGGGGGGGAACAAAUGGAAGGGAAGAGCCCAGGGGCAGUGGAGAAGGUGGCUGCCCUACGCUACCUACCCAUUGGGGUUCAAAACACUGAUAACGUUUUAGGCAGCAGAGUGGUCAGAGUGGUCCUAGUAUUUGUGAAGUUUUAGAAUGAAUUGUGUAUGACAUGAGAGCCAGAGCCUACGGUUAUUAACACUUGGAUCCAGAUACACCUGGAGCAUAAAUUCUUGGCGAAUGGGAAUUUCGCUGCCACCCAGGAAAAGGUCAGCGCUAAGCAGGCGUCUGGAUGUAAGCCUCCUGGGAGGGGGAAACAGACUCACCAGGGUAAAGCCCACCCAUGCCAGGACCACGUGUUUGGAUAAAGUUCAGUUCAGUUCAAAUCAGAGUAUUCUUUCCCCCAUCACCGGCCUAAUACAGGACAGAAGUUUAGUCGUCUCAGAAGUUUUGCAAGAGAUAAUCAGGAAAAAUUAAUGCUUAUUCAAAAGAAGAGUCUUUCAUCCUAAUUUAUACAAAUGCUCACCUUUAAACCACAAAUAGGCUUAUUAAUUAAUGAAUAACAGUAAUUAAUAUUAAUAAUUAAAAGUUAAUAACUUUUCCCUUCUGAAAAUUCAGUUAGUUGCAACUGUUACUUAAUUUUUCCUGAUUUCAUUAACACUGUGUAUCUAAUACCUUCCUAAAACACUGAUGUACUGGAAAUGCAAAUAAAUGCUGUCUGCAUAGAACUUUA